Molecule: messenger RNA, 4089 nt
Organism: Rhagoletis pomonella (apple maggot)
Lineage: Eukaryota; Metazoa; Arthropoda; Insecta; Diptera; Tephritidae
Product: putative leucine-rich repeat-containing protein DDB_G0290503
Exons: 7
Coding region: 335-4015 (1226 amino acids)
Molecular function (GO): protein binding
Source: RefSeq, a predicted model, not a curated record
AAGAACAGAACAACAGACAGAACAGCUUUACGUUCUUUGGUAAUACUUUUUCAUUUUUUGCGUGUUGGGUGACGUAUGUUCUGAAAUUUUUUGUUGCCACUGACAUUUGUUUGUCGUUACUUGUGAUUUUGAAAGCUGGAAGCCAAAACAGAAAAGAAGCGCUGCCAAGUCGCUGCAUUAGGAUUUUGCACGCAUUCGGCUCGUACAAAUUCUAAUAGUGUUUAGUGGACAAGCAGAACUUCAAAAUUGGCUUUUUCGACGCUGCAAAAAGAAUAAAUUUUAAACGACACACGAUUGAUUGAAGUUUAUCAAAGCGAAAACUGUUUGUAAAAAUAUGGCCAACGCGGAGAUGGAUAUGAAGGCGAACCUGACGGAUCUGUCUAAAAUACCCGUCAAGGAGUUUGAGAAGCACUUUCGUGAUUGGAUGGAACGCGACGAUGUAGCGCGGGCACUACAGGCAAAGCUGCGAACUGAUCUCAUAUCAAAUUUCAACAAAACUGCGUUAGGUCGCCAAAUAUUGGCACAGACCACUACCACCACCACGGGUGGUUCAACGCAUCGAUUAACACUGUCGCCAUUAGUGUUGGCGCUUAAUACACUCGUCGCUGAAUUCCUCUAUGCACAGAACUGCCAUUUCACGCUGUCAGUAUUUUGCACUGAAGUACCGUUUCGAAAUACACUUCCGGAUUUUGAAAACUCGCAGCACUUCCGCUUCACUGGCGAUGAAAUUAAAGAGAUCCUGGAAGCCAUCUUUGAAAAAACGUCCUAUGAGGCAUCAUUUAAAAAUAGCAUUAUUAGAAAAUAUGAAGGGGCCAAAAAUGUUUCGUUGUUGAUGUUGAUUCUUCGUUACCUAUUGAGGCAAAAAGAGGAAUGCGUGAAGAAAAUUGCAUCUAUUAAAUCAGGAGUCGUCACUGAAGGAACACAAACAACAGAAGUAAUGAGUAAACCAUGCGCAACUGAUGGUCCCUUCACCCAAACAGAUAGCUUUGAAACGCGAAGAGCAAAAAUAGAGAUUAGUAAUAGUAAUAUGAGAUAUCUUAACAAGUACCUGAUGAUACUAUCGACUAAAGUAAAAGAAAUGUCCGAGCAGUUUGAAGAGUUGCGAAAGAAACGUUAUACUACAUUGCCGAGCACUCGCCUAACAAAAUCUGUACGAACGCGGCGUUAUGAAAAGCUGAACCGCAGUCUGGAGAGGAUUAUGGAUCAGCUGAAGCAUAUGACGCACACUAAGCGUAAAAGUAAACAAGUUAUGGCCGUUGUAUCGUCUGUCGACGCAUUGGCGGCACAAUUUACAAAAUGCGUUGAGAGUUUUAGAACAGUUUCGAAGGACUUGAUCGCUAGCAGUGAGAAACAUAAGCAACUACAAAGUACAGUGCCGCAUAAACCAAUCAACUCACAGGUUGCAGUGCAGGUGGACCUUUUCAGUGAACGAGCUCAAGGUGGUGAACAAAAGCAGCCUACCGAUGAAAAGACAUAUACUGACUGGGUGCACGAGAUGCGCCACACAAAGAACGGGCAGAAAUUUUUAGAUAGAAUCGAAGCUUCACUCAAAAAGGCACUAAAUAGACAACGUGAGCUUUUGAGAAAUGAAUCAGAGGAAAAAUUGCAGCAUCAAAAAGAGUUACUAAAAAUACAAUACAAGGAAAAGUUAAUGGAGCAUGUUAGCCGUCUUCCAGCAUAUGAUUGCUCUACAGAAGCGCGCAAGCUUAACGAAACUAUAGGACAGCAAUUACAAGAAUUCGAAACUCGUCACGCGGUGUUAUUGCAGAAAAUUCAAGAAGCUAAUAGCUUUGGAGCAACGGAAUGUAUUCCAGUGGGUAAUGCGACAAGCGAAAUGACUGAAGAAAUCGUGCGAAGAGUUGUUAAAGAAAUGGAACCUAAAACAAAUCCAGUCGCACCUAUUUGCUCCGAUCGACGCAAAGAGCAUUCAGCCCAAGCUGCCAGAACGCGUGAUCCCCUUAUCAAGGAUGUAGUAAAUACGCAAAAGCAACUGCAAAAAAUGGUAAAAAGCAUAACGCAGCAAGAACGUAACGUCGACCAAAUCGUCCACGAUGCGAGAAUGCGCAUUCAAGAACUUGAAAAUGAAAGCAACCAGUUGGAGUUAAAUUUCCGCAAUUAUCUAGAGCGGCAGCGCCUACAGGCUGAGACAAUGCGCGAGGUAGUGUCCAGUCUUUCCGAAAACAACCAAAAAGAAAAAGAGUGCCUGAAAGUCAGUGCUAAUUACCGUGCCAAUUUGAAAAAUAUUCGGGAAUCCUCGGCGCUGAGGACAGAAACUGACCGGAGAAGUAUGAAAGGAAGGUCUCGUAAUAAAGCUCUAAAACCAAAAGAUUCUCUAGUAGAUUUCACUGACCAGGAGAAUAAAAGUCCCAAUCUGGAAUAUCGUAACGCAAUUUUAGACGCGAAAGCAAAGCUAUUCCAAAGUGAUUGUACAGCUCCAUGUGCAAUCAGUGAAAAGGCUGGAUGUGAUGAUGUAGAGCGAAGUAUGGCCGGUGUUGAACAAUUUUACUAUAAUCGAAAUUUUGGUAAAUUCGAUUCACAGAGUAACUUGCUAUCUAAAAAUGCCUAUACAGGUCAAUUAAAUCAGAAGCCAUCAUCACUUGUGGUGAAUACUUCGAAACUAACACUUACCUCCCUUUCUACGCUUCCCCUCACCCUAACAGACAUAACUUUUAGCAUCGACACUAACACAUUGAGCGCAAAAAGUAAUGGAGCUCCGCUUGAAAAAAGUUAUACAAUGCUUCCGAAUACUCCACAAAUAAUUAUGCGAAAAUCUGCGCUUCACAGUGAACAACGUUCUCUAACUACAAUCAGGGAUGCUGAAGAAGCAAUAAAUACGAAACCAUUGUCACCAUUAUCAGAUGCAGCUGUUGCGACAGUAAUAGCACAAACAGCAACGGCGUCUACUGUUGCAGGAGCUGCUGCUGCCAAUGGUGAAUGGGAUAUAAAUGACAUGAGGCGCUUCCGGGAAACUUUGACGAAGCAAUCGGAAUCUGAUACGUCAACUUCCAAUAAUGACGAUGGAAUCCUAGUAAAUCAAAGUAUCAGUGAUCUUAGUAAGAAUAGCAGUGAUAGCAUCGGACGUGCGGUAGGAAGAAGAACUCAUUCAAACUCGAGCCUACAGCGCAGCAAUGAACGGCUGCUGGUGAGUGGCGAGAAAGACACAGGCGCUUUUUCGGGUAAGCCCAGUUCAACAACGAAUCCAGUCACAACUUCAACAAAGUUGGUAGAGACCAUGGAACGAAUGCAUCGGAUUUUUACUGAAACCACGACGAACGCAACGGAAGAAAAUCAUCCACAAACACAGGUGCAAAUGCAACAAAAACAGGAACUCAAACAGCGACGGGAAGUCAACAAUCAACACCAGCAUAGGAACCAUUUGAAGUCAACACUUAAAACUCAGGAUACCAGAAAAAAUAUCCGCCCGUUGAGCGAUGAACCAAGCACCUCAGCAGAAGCUAAUGCUAAAGCAGCGGGGAACAGGAAGAGUCGAACGGAGAAAAAACCACAAACCUCACAAUGCAUGGAGCAGUCCACUAAUCAACCGUUAAACACAUUUACCCCCACCGAAAUUACGGCGGACGACGAUACGGCGAAAACAACUGGUGAUGGUACAGAACCGCAAUGCUACAACAUUACUGUUGGCAAUGCUGUAAAUAACAAUGAGGCAUUAGCUCCAACAAUUUCUUCUACAACUUUUUCCAUAUGCCUGGAGGAUAAUCUGAAGGAAGUUGUUAGUGUGUCCUCGAUUGAAAUCGCCAGCAUGGUCGAGGCAGUCGAUGAGGAAAUCGAAUUGGAUGAAUUGGUAUCCGAUGUAGACGACGAAGAAGAGGAAGAGGAAGAGCAGGAGGAGGAAGAGGAACCUAUGGGCGGCGUAAAAAUAAGCACUGACCCCAUACUUGCCAUUGAAAAGGUUUCAGGUGUUAGUACUAGUUCCAGUAGCGCGCUAAGCAUGUCACACGGCGGCGGAAUAAAUACCCGAAUGCAUAGCGAUAGUGGCAGCGAUUUCUGGCGGUAGGAAGGUGUUAAUAAAAAUUGCAUAGAUUACGGCUUAAACAAAAUACUUUUGAUCAAAACUUUACAAGGAUUAAA